UUUUUUUUUUUUGGCACGUUGAGUUGGUAUUAUAAGCCUACCAAAAAAUUGUUCUUCUUCCUCCGCAUUCAGCAGAUACUGCUGACGCCACUUUCGUCCAUUUCAAUUCCAUAGUCCUCUCUCUCUCUCUCUCUCUCUCGUCAGUCACCCGUUCUCCAUGGCAGCUCUUGCCACUCCCGUACCAUGCUUCGUCUCUUGAACUCCUCUCAAAUUCUCCAUUUCUUCAUAGCAUGAAUCCCUAACCUUCGCAUGGAUUCUCAGUCUACAAUUCCCAUUUAACCGAUUCUUGCUGUAUCGAUUUUGUGAAGCCUAGGUUUUUCACGUUCUCGGAUCUGGAGCUCACCAUUGCUCUUGAGGCCUCUCGCAUAAGUCUCCGGUUUCAAUCUCCAGUUAUUACGAGAAUGAUGCAAGAACCCUCGCAUAUUUGACAUUGUACCCUGGUGCCGACACGGCGCGUUGCUUCGGGGUUACGACCUAGCCCACCCUCGCCCACUUUUCACUACACCCGGAUAGUCCAAGUGCAACACGUCGCUCGUAGGGGACGCCCCAGCAAAUAUUCGGUGAAUGAUUUGGAGGGAUUAAUGGGCUUGUCAUCCGUUAGCACUGUUAGUGAAGACAUUCAACUCUGCAUAUUUGACCUGCAAAGGGGCCAGCAUGAAGGGCAGGAGCUGGACAAGAUUUUGUUCUUCUUUCCUGCUGAUUUGCCCUUUCCAACGCAACUCUCUGUCAUAGGUCUUAGUGAAGGUCUUAUCACAUUUACAAGGAUUUUCUCUCCAGAAGCUGCUUGUGAGGUCAUUGAAGCAGAGAGGCACACUCAUGCUUUUUAUCAGGCAGAACCAGAUAUCUGGAUGGUGAUGGUAGUGGAGAAAAGUAAGGGGUCGGAAGCCAUUUGGAGGAUUGAUGCAUUACAAAGAGUUCUUAAGGAAGUACACUCUCUUUUUGUUAUGUUUCAUGGAUCUAUAAGAGGGUUGCUUGAGAAGGAUCCUGGCGGAGGACUUGUUCGUUCCCAUUUGUAUUCCUUCGUCAUGGAUUAUCUUAGUGCAUAUCAAAAGCGGUCUCCAUGGGAUUUGUGCUGCUGGGAUUUUUUUGUCGGGAAGAAACUGCAAUUACCAUCCUUCCGGGACAGUUUAAAGGAGCGUGGAACUGUACAGAUGCUGACUGUGGGGCGUGAGGCUGCUAUUGAAGUUCAGUCACUUGUCAGAGUAUUGGAAUCAUGUGCUGGGAAUACACUAUGUCACUCUCUAGUUUUGUUUCAAGACCUGCUCGUGUCAACAUCACUUUCUCCUGUUGACACCAUAAACUUAUUUACAUAUGCUGUUUUGAGGUUGUCUCCACACGCUUUAUCCCCCGGAGUGAGCUCCUGGUCCUAUUUACGUAGAGGAAAUUCAGCUUCUCAUGUUGCUGCGAUAUCUGUCUCGGCAAACCCUGGUUCUGUUGCAGAGCAAUUUUAUGGUUCACGUGAUACGUCUCCUGAUGGAGGUCAGAAUUAUUGUAUUGCAAGGCCCCUGGUGCAUAACAAGUGGUCCAAAGGGAAGGAUGGUUUUCUUGUCACUGAUAUUUGGGGUGCUGAGGUUGGUAGCUCGAUUAAUGCCACCCCAACAGUUUGGCUUCAGCAGAUGGAGGAAAGAAUGUAUCUCUGUGCUUAUCAGCAUAAAAACCUUACCUUAAUCCUUCUCAUUCCUGUAACCUCUGUUCUAAAUGGGGAGCAAGGAGUCUCUAUGGUGAAGCAGCAAAUCCUUGAAAAUGCAUUCCUCAAGAUAUUAAAAGUGGAAGAGAAACUAUCGAAAGGAUGGGGUGGUGAGAAUGCUUAUCAUGUUAGUGGGUAUCGUUAUUUACUAGUGGAUAGGGACAGAAAUGUAUCUAGGGCUUCUCCAUCAGCAAAGGUUACAACCCUAACAAAGCAGGAAUCUUUGAUUGCCCUAAACAACCUUAGAGAAGGGGUUGAUUUGGAAAAGAGCAGAGCAAUGUGGGAUGACCCUGGUCAUGAGAAAGAUUUGGAAGUGUGUGUUAGAGCAAGAAACAAUGCUUGGAUUAUUGCUCAGAUUACAAGAGGGAAAGAGCUCUAUAUGGUUCUUGAGAAAGCCAAUGAAACACUUCUUUAUGCAUCUGAUGCCAUUAAGAAGUUCAGCAAUAGGUAUUGCGGUGGAGCUUUUUCUUUGGAUUAGGAAAGAUGUUCUGGUACAUUUUCACAGAAUUGAAUAGUUAUAAUUGUAGUUAAUGAAGGAUUAGCAAACAUCGUCCCGGUAUUCAUUAAAGAUGGGGUCAUUUUUCACUGUAAAUUUUUGCAACAGUAAAGCAAAGAGAUAAGAGGAAUAAAAGAAUCAGCUGUAUGUAAUGGCUGGUCUGUAUUGUAAAAAAUAAUUAUUUGGCUUAUGUAUAGCUGCUAUUUGAGCUUUGCUGUGUAAUUCUAUGCAAGAACUUCUGCUUCUGCGGUGUAGGACUUUGUCCUAGUGGUUCAUAUGUUAAAGGCAAAGCCUAUAAAGGAUGGAAAAUUGCAUGGUAGAGACAUGUCGGUUAAAAAUAUAUAUUAUUUGCAAGAAAUAUUAAGUUUUUAA
Malania oleifera is the source of this 2555-nucleotide messenger RNA. RefSeq names its product vacuolar fusion protein CCZ1 homolog B-like. Bases 582 to 2165 code for a protein of 527 amino acids. The record is from RefSeq and is a predicted model, not a curated record. Gene Ontology annotation, biological process: vesicle-mediated transport. NCBI's taxonomy places the organism in Eukaryota, Viridiplantae, Streptophyta, Magnoliopsida, Santalales, Ximeniaceae. The transcript is spliced from 12 exons. Gene Ontology annotation, cellular component: intracellular membrane-bounded organelle; Mon1-Ccz1 complex.